UUUCAGCAUGACUUGCAAAGAGAGUCUUGGGCAUUAUACGCACUGGGUACAGUGGUUAUUGCUCUCCGCAUAAUCAGGAAGCUUGGUAUUCGGCAUCUGGAAUUCGAUGACUACCUAAUUCUGGUGGCUGCUGUCUUUUACACACUCCUGAUUUUGACGUUAAAUCUCACGGCUCAAGGUGGUGGUUCCGCACUUGCUAUGCCAGGAGAAGAUGUUUCCGCACUCACAGCAAAACAAGUCAAAGAGAGGCAAAGAGGAGCCAAAAUUGAUCUGGUUGCAGAACAAGCUAUGCUGAACGUUAUUUGGAUCUUGAAAGUAUGCACUUUGAAGCUAUAUGGCCGUCUCACGAUGGGCCUGAAACAGCAAAUAGCAGUCAAAAUACUUGCCAUAUACACUGCCAUUGGCUACGUAGCGUGUCAGCUGGCUUACUUUCUCGAGUGUCGGCCAUUCUCUUCAUAUUGGCAGAUCUCUCCUUCUCCACCACUAAAUUGCAUGGUGUUGUUCGACUACGCAAUAGUUCAGGCAACUUUCAACAUCUCAUCGGACGUCUUUAUGCUCAUCAUUCCUUUUCCCCUUAUCAUGCAAGUCUCUAUUGGUGUCAAACAAAAGCUUUGUGUUUUCUCAAUGGGCAUCUUUGUCAUCAUCGCAGCCACCCUCACAAAAGCUGAGUUCUUCAAAUCGGUUUACGCAGAGGAUUACAUGUUCUGGUAUACGAGAGAAGCCUCGGUAGCCGUCUACGUCUCGAACUUACCUUGCGUCUGGCCUCUUCUACGCGAAGCGCUACCAGCACUCAAAAGUUGGACACCCGGCUUUAUCAGCAGCUCGGCCUACAAACGACGUGGCGCCAGCACGACAGGUCUCACAGCCCGUACCCGUACACGCAACACACAAAAGAGCAAUCUGGGACUGUCCAGAAGGUCAAUGGAUGAUUUCCAUGCCAUCAUUGAACCCACAAGGCCACAAGAGGCCAAGACAACCACGAAUGUGCACACAAGGGAGAUUCUGCCUUACAGCCAUCAUAUACGCAGCACGAAUCGGGGCAGCAGUAGCGAGUCAAGCGUCGACGAUUUGCCUAUGCAUGGCAUCAUGACAUCGACGACGAUUGAGAUGUCAGUCAUGGCUUCUGAUCGCAAAGAUGAUGGCCGUGAUGAUGCUUCUCAAUCUUCGACACGUGCGUUUGCUCAUGACCUCGAGCAAGGACUACCGCAUGCGCAC
Molecule: messenger RNA, 1215 nt
Organism: Aureobasidium musti
Lineage: Eukaryota; Fungi; Ascomycota; Dothideomycetes; Dothideales; Saccotheciaceae
Source: the annotation of a GenBank genome assembly